Molecule: messenger RNA, 1230 nt
Organism: Nelumbo nucifera (sacred lotus)
Lineage: Eukaryota; Viridiplantae; Streptophyta; Magnoliopsida; Proteales; Nelumbonaceae
Source: RefSeq, a predicted model, not a curated record
AUGAAAGAGAAGAUUGGGGACGGCAGCGAGAGUGGGACAGACCCCAUCCCAAUCUCUUACCUCUUUAGCAUGACAACGACCAUCAAAUUGGGCGAUGACGGCAACUGCGACGAUGACAAUGGAGCACCGAGCAAUCGCGGUGAGGAUAUAAUACAGAAGCAAAACUUACCCGAUGAACUUAUCACCGAAAUACUCUCGAGACUUCCCGUCAAGCCUCUGUUACGCUUCAACUGUGUUUGCAAACCUUGGCGCGCUUUAAUUAGUGAUCCUGGUUUCAUUAAGAAGCAUGCCAUUAGAUCCAUCGAAAAUGAGCAGAACAUCAACCUCAUCCUUAGAGGAUGCUACCUCUAUUCCGUCGAAUUUGAUGCAUGUGAUAAAGCUGUAGAGCUUGACCAUCCACUCAAGUCUCCCAAUUAUCAUCAGAAGUUACCUUACACGCCCAUAGAAUCUCGAGAAAAAGGUUAUAUCGUAUAUGGUUUUGGUUACGAUCCCAUCGCCGACGAUUACAAGGUUGUGAGGAUUGUCGAGUUUUAUGGAGACGAUGAUGACUCUUUUGACUCUGAAGUCAAGGUCUAUACCCAGAGUUCCAACUCCUGGAGAAGGGUGGGGGACGUCCCUUUCAGCCUGAGAUACAAGAUAUCUGGGAUGCUUGCCAAUUCUGCGCUUCAUUGGAUCUGGACAGUAUUAGAUUCUGAUUCAAAGGCCUCCAACUUAGUCUUUUCUUUUGAUCUUCGAGACGAAGAAUACCGAGUGGUGCCACUCCCUAGUUUUCCCGACGAUAGCUUUCGUAUGAAUGUGCGAGUUUUGAGAGGACGUCUCUGUAUACUCUGUAAUUACUAUAAGUUCCGUGUUGAUAUAUGGGUUAUGAACGAGUAUGGUGUGAAGGAAUCUUGGAGUAGACAGUUCUCGAUUGCACAACCCUCAGUAAUUAGGUCUUUUGAAUACUUGAGGCCUCUGUGCUUUUCGAAAAAUGGGGAGCUUCUUCUUGAGCAGGACAACAACAGACUAGUUUUGUAUGACUCUAAAAGUGAACGGGCUCGGGUUCUUCGGAUUCACGGUAUUCCUGAUUGGUUUGAAACCGAGAUUUUCGUCGGAAGCCUUAUUCCUCUAAGUGGUCGAGAUGGAGCUUUGAAGCAGAAAAAAGCUAAACGAAAGGGAAAGAAAAAGAAGAGGGUUGAUGCCAGACUAGGGGGCUUUUCUGAGAGCACAAGCACAGGAAAAAAGGAGUAG